CCGGCGUUGCUCGGCGCGACCGUUUUCAUUCGGCGCGAUGCCGUCGGAGCAAUUUCGGAUGGAGACCGUCGAGGCCCUGCGGAACACCCGCAAAGGGCGGCUGCGCUACUGCCGCCACUGGAACCCGCUCGAGGAGAGCCUCUUAGAAGAGGAUAAAUCCCCUCCGGUGCUGUCCCCCUACACAGGUUGGGUGCUUGAAAAAAUCAUCUCCUGUUCUCCAAACUCAGAUCCUCUCCUGGCAAAAUCCACACCUGAAGGAGCAUCCCUUUUCCAUGGUUUAUCUUUAAAGACCGAGGCCUCUCCUGCCAAUCAGCAGAGCCCCCUACCCUCGUUAACAGAAGCCUCUGCUGGUGCCCAGAGGAAAUGGAGCACCCCGGGGAGCAACCAGGAACCUCUCCUCCUGGCCCCUCCAUCCAAAAGCACAGGAGUCGAAGGCCUCAUACAUUUGCACAGGGAGAUCCAGAAGCUGAAAGGGAAGGAGCAGCUGAAGCAGCGCUUGGAGCAGCAGGAGCAGGCGGUGAAGGCCGCCUCCGAGGAGGCCAGCGAGCUGCUGAAACGCUUCGAUGAACUGAAGGAGCUGAAGCAGCACCAGGACUACCAGCACCUGCAGCAGGAGAUCGAGAACAGCUCCAAAGAAGCUCAAGGCCAACAGGAGAAACUGAAGGAGGAGCAUCGCCGCAGAGCCAAACUUUUGAGCCGGAAGCUCCGUGAGGCCGAGCAGCAGCGGCAGCGGCAGGAAGACCUGGAGCGCCAGCGGCGGGAGGAGAGCCAAGAACGCCUGCGCCGCCUCUAUGCCAUCCAGGAGGAGGUUUUGCAGAUCCACCAACAGAUCGGCCUCAACGCCAGGCACAAAGACCUGCCCACCGUCGACUUCUCGCUCUACAACAACCGUGGCAAUCAGCUCUGUGGGGAGGUGUCUGCCUUAGUCCGGAUGGCCAACGAGCAGGCUUUCCCCAGCGAGGCAGAUGUGUCUUCCGCUGAGCACACCCUUCUCAAAAUGCACCAGCUGCUUUCUGACAUGCAGCAAGAAAUUGCGCUCGGCCUGGAGGAGAAGAAGCGGCAGGAGGAGAAAUUGGCUGCGGCUGCGGCUGCAGCAGCCGAGGCCAAAAAAACAGAGGAACUGCAGAAACAGGAGCUGGCAAAAUCCCAGACUUCGGAUCCCGGCAAGCUUGCUGGAGGGCUUCAGGUAAAGGCAGACCCCUCCAUCAUGAAGUGGUACGAAGAGCUGCAGAAAGAAUCGGAACGUUGUGUGGCUUCCUUCAGUCGCUUGGCCAACAGCAAAGACACGCAGGAGAAAAAAAUCAAAAUGGAAUUGCAGAAAGCCGCCACCAUCCCUGUUAGCCAGAUUUCUACCAUUGCAGGUUCUCAACUGAAGGAGAUAUUUGAAAAGAUCAACGGCCUCCUUUCAGGAAAAUACGUGCAGUGCGGCGGCCAUAAAAUAUCCGUCACGCAGCACCCCGAAGGCCUAGAGUUUGUUUAUUUCAAACUGGCUGAAAAGUUUGUGAAACAAGGUGAAGAAGAAGUGGCCGCACACCACGAAGCGGCGUUCCCCAUUGCCGUGGUGGCGUCCGGCAUCUGGGAGCUGCACCCCAAGGUGGGCACCCUCACCUUGGCUCACUUGCACAAAAAGUGUCCUUACGCCGUGCCCUUCUACCCCGCGAUGAAGGAAAGCACCCCACUGGAAGAGUAUCAGAGGAUACUUGGCUACCAAGUGAAGGAUGGGAAAGUAGAGCCCCAGGAUAACUUUCUCAAGCGGAUGUCUGGAAUGAUCCGACUCUAUGCGGCCAUCCUGCAGCUUCAGUGGCCUUACCGAGAUAAGCAAGGGACUCACCCACAUGGAUUAAACCAUGCAUGGCGUUGGCUGGCACAGGUUUUGAACAUGGAGCCGCUGGCAGAUGUGACGGCAACGAUUCUGUUUGAUUUCCUGGAGGUGUGCGGGAAUGCUCUCAUGAAGCAGUACCAGGGGCAAUUUUGGAAGAUGCUUCUUCUGAUCCAGGAAGAGUACUUUCCCAGGAUUGAAUCAAUUACCAGCCCUGGAGAAAUGGGCUCCCUCAUUCGAUUCAAGCAAUUUUUAAAGGAAUGCUCGCAACAAAAGAACAUUCCACUGCCCAAAGGAUAUUUGCCACCUUCUUUUUGGAAAUCGUGAGGCUGGGAUUCCUUGCACUUUUACAGAAGGUGAAAGAACAGAUCGCUUCAGGGUGGUGGGUUGUUUUUUGGGGGGUUUUUUUGGUUAUAAAAAAGUCUGUAGGCAGACAUUUUUAAAAACAACAAAACCAAACAAUGUUUGGAUUCUCUGCAAGAAUCCAGAAUGGCUAGUCAGCUUUUAUUCAGAUUGUCAAAGGCAAUCGUUUAUCUCCCAAGAUUUUCCGCUGGGAUUUGCACUCGCAUCAUUGCACAUGGGUGUGUCCUCCUGUUUUUCCUGCUGUGUCAUACCCACUCAAAUUGGUUUUUUUCCAGUGUCCUCCUGUGCUUUAUUAAUGUCAGAAGUUUAAUGCACAUCAAAAACCAAAGCAUCACCACCUCAGGGUCUGAAACCCUGGGAUUGAAUUGGAAGAGAGGUUAAUUCUUAAUGAAAGUACUGCAGUCCUUUGCAGCAAAAAAAGCCUGGAUUAAUUGCCUUGAAUUAAAAAAAAAAGCAGGCAGAGUGAAAACCUUUGAGCUAAUCCAAGCAAUGCUGAAAGAACAUGAAUUGAUUUGUGGCGUUCAUUCUUUUUUUUAAAAGGUUUUACAGAGCUUUGCAUUUAUUUAAGUAAGAUCCAUCCCCCUCCUCAAAAUAGAAGCAUGAAUGGGAAAAGAAGAUCCCUGCUGGCUGCUUAAUUUUCAUAAAAUCAAGGGAAAUUGCUUAAAAUCAGUCUGGAAGGUUUUCUCUCUCUUGGAUCCAAGCCUAUACAUGAGCAAUAGGACUGUGGAAUUUCCACUUUUUUUGCUAUUUGAAAGCGAUUGGUGGAAAAUGAAGAGGAGUUUAUAUUUUUAUGCAUUGGUGCUAAACCGUGGAGUAUUUCUGAUCAUAUAUGUGUGUGUGUGUGUGUGU
Molecule: messenger RNA, 3031 nt
Organism: Pseudonaja textilis
Lineage: Eukaryota; Metazoa; Chordata; Lepidosauria; Squamata; Elapidae
Gene: GLE1
Product: GLE1 RNA export mediator
Biological process (GO): poly(A)+ mRNA export from nucleus
Cellular component (GO): cytoplasm; nuclear pore cytoplasmic filaments; nuclear pore
Molecular function (GO): inositol hexakisphosphate binding; translation initiation factor binding; phospholipid binding
Source: RefSeq, a predicted model, not a curated record